This is a messenger RNA of Ichthyophthirius multifiliis, 1119 nucleotides long. Its product is annotated as ribosomal protein, putative. Gene Ontology annotation, cellular component: ribosome; cytosolic large ribosomal subunit. Lineage: Eukaryota; Ciliophora; Oligohymenophorea; Hymenostomatida. The transcript has 3 exons. The record is from RefSeq and is a predicted model, not a curated record. The annotation marks the transcript as partial. Gene Ontology annotation, molecular function: structural constituent of ribosome; 5S rRNA binding. Gene Ontology annotation, biological process: ribosomal large subunit assembly; translation.
AAAAAACUAAAUAAAAAAGAAUAAUAAAAAAAAAGGAAUAAAAAUGGCUUUCGUAAAACUUUUAAAAAACAACGCUUAUUUCAAAAGAUUCUAAACUAAAUAUAGAAGAAGAAGAGAGGGAGUAACUGAUUAUUAUGCCAGAAAAAGAUUAAUCAUCCAAGAUAAGGAUAAAUACAAUACCCCUAAAUACAGAUUAGUAGCCAGAUGUACUAACAGAAGAGUUAUUGCUUAAAUAAUAUACGCUACAAUCAGAGGUGAUAGAGUUUUGUGUUCUGCCGAUUCUUUUGAAUUAAGAAGAUUUGGAUUAAAAACUGGUUUGGCUUCAUAUGCUUCUGCUUAUGCUACUGGUCUUUUAAUAGCCAGAAGAUUAUUAAAAUAAGUCGGUUUGGAUACUAUGUAUGAAGGAUAAGCUUAAGUUAACGGAGAAUAUUUCAAUGUUGAUGAAAAUAAGAAAGAAAAGAGACCCUUCAAAGCUAUUUUGGACAGUGGUUUAGUUAGAACAUCUACAGGAAAUAGAGUCUUUGGUGUAUUAAAAGGAGCAUGUGAUGGCGGUAUUAAUGUACCUCAUUAAGAAACUAGAUUCCCCGGAUACCAUUAAGGAUAAGAUGAAGGAGAAUAAUCUAAAUAUGUACCUGAAGAACAUAAAGCAAGAAUUUUCGGAUAACACGUAGAUAAAUAUAUGAAACAUUUAAAAGAUACAAGUGCUGAUGACUACAAAAGAUAAUUCUCUAAAUGGGACGAAACCUUAAAAAAUGCAAAAGUAGACUCAGUAGCUAAAUUAUUCACUAAAGUACAUUAAGAAAUCAGAAAAAACCCUACCAGAGUCAGUACUACUAAGAAAAAUGAUAAACCUAAAAGAGAGCAUAAUAAAUAUUAUCCCAGAAAAUUAAAUUCUGAAUAAAGAAAAGAAAAUGUCUAGAAAAAAUUCAAAAUUGCUUUGGGAUAAAAAUGAAUUUGAAGAUUUUAAAUUUUUUAUUUAGUUGUUUAUUUUCUUUUUUUUUAUAUAUAUAUUUUCAUUUUUAUAAUUAUAAAAAAGUUUGUUUUUUAUUUUUAUAUUUUCAAUUAAAAAGAAAAUAAUAUAUAUAUAAAAAAAAUAUUUAAACAUUUUAUUUAUUUUUC